Molecule: messenger RNA, 1225 nt
Organism: Medioppia subpectinata
Lineage: Eukaryota; Metazoa; Arthropoda; Arachnida; Sarcoptiformes; Oppiidae
Source: the annotation of a GenBank genome assembly
UGGGCGUAAUUACAACGAUUUUAUGGACAUAGUAUUGCGGCAUAAGUUGGAUGAAACUAGUGCUGAGAGUAAGACAUCGGACGCUAACUAUAUAACGGAAAACGAGAUUCUGGCCAACAGUUGGGUAUUUUUCAACAGCGGUUGUAAAAUAAUAUCAUCGACACUAUCGUUCGCCACAUACGAGUUGGCCCGCAAUCAACGCAUACAACAAACCCUAUACGAGGAGAUCGCGGCCGCCGUCGCACCGGACGGACACAUAGGGAUGGAUGCGCUCAAUAAACUACCUUUUCUGGAGGCCGUUGUGUCCGAAUCAUUACGUCUUCACACCGUAUCCAUACGUAUCCGGCGAAUAGCCGAUAGGGACUACCGGUUGGGCGACACCGGCAUCACUAUUGAAAAGGGCCACACCGUAGACAUACCCGUCCACGCGAUGCAUCACUACGAGCCAUAUUACCCCAAUUACCAGCAGUUUGAUCCGGGUAGAUUUUUGAAUAAAAAUGACCAUAGUAAUGGUACUAAGCCCUACGCGUACAUACCGUUUAGCGAUGGCAAUCGUGUUUGUUUGGCAAAACGCUAUGCCCUGCUCGAAAUCAAAACGACCCUGGCCAAACUGGUGCGCCGGUACCGAUUUUACACCACUGAUAACACUGAUAUACCCGUGCGUUUGGUGUCCAGUUUAUUCCAUUACUCGCCGCAACUCAUGUACAGUGAGGCAGCUCGUCGAAAGAUACCUCGUCCGGCUUUCCCGGAAAAGGCUGGGUCUCCGUGCGAUUAUGACGAGACGUGUGAAUUGUGGGAAUGUGGCGGUUAUCAGAUAGCGAAGGGUAAACGAGGCUACUGUUUGGACCCGAAACGAGAAGACUGUUUGCCUAACAAUAAGAAGUGUGUCGAUGACGAGGAAUGUUGUUCUACCAAGUGCGAAAUCACCUUCUCAACCUACAAGACUUGCACAAACUAUUUCACGCGUAACCAUAACUAUUGGGCCAAACGUGGUGUAAAUGGGCCAAAACCGGUGCCCGGCUUUGGCAAUACAUUGAGUCCAUUCCUCACCGAACCGGUAGUGUUGGAGAAACAAUGGGUCCAGAAAUACGGCAAAGUCUAUGGCAUAUACGAGGCCAACAAACCCAUACUGACAGUGGCGGACGCGGCGCUCAUCAAAGCCAUAGUGGCCACCGAUUCGCACGUAUUUAGGGAUAACGUGACGGACCCCAUACUGCAGGCGCCG